Molecule: messenger RNA, 1880 nt
Organism: Mytilinidion resinicola
Lineage: Eukaryota; Fungi; Ascomycota; Dothideomycetes; Mytilinidiales; Mytilinidiaceae
Exons: 4
Coding region: 1-1791 (596 amino acids)
Biological process (GO): ubiquitin-dependent protein catabolic process
Cellular component (GO): cytoplasm
Molecular function (GO): ubiquitin protein ligase activity
Source: RefSeq, a predicted model, not a curated record
AUGUCUGCUGAAGACAUUGGUGUCUUCACCAUCGAGUUCCCGGAUCCCUUUACGCUGAGCUACUACAACGAAAAGUUCGAGACCCUAGACAGUAAUGUCUCCUUCCAAUACCCCAUCCUCGACGGUAUCCGGACCCUCUCUACCAAUGGCGCAUCCAAUGGCGACAAUCCAUACGGCAUUUUGUAUGUCCCCAACCUGACGUCGAACGACUGCAUCCAAGCCGAAAAGCACCAUGUGCCCGCCAACGCCACCCGUCGCAAGAACCUGCCAGACGUCGACUAUUCCCUUAUAGCAGUUGCCCCAUGGUUCUCCCCUACCUGCCAAGAAGAGUACUUUGCUGCUGCAAGGAGUUCGCCUGUCAAGGCAUUUUUCACCUAUCUACCCUCAAACAGCUCCGAAACUCCCCCUCUUAUUAGCGACCCGGCAUGGGGGCUUGGGGAUGGCGGUAGCUGGAAAUCGAAAAAUUCCUUCCCAGUGUACGCCCUGCCGGGGAUUACUGGAGCCAUCGUUAUGCAGCAGCUGAACUUGUAUUCUGGCAACAUAACAACUGUUCCUAAUGGGCGCGAACUGGUGGACAUAGGUUACCCUCCAUCGAGUUAUGUGCGGUUAUGGGCAAACGUUGAUACGGGAUCGGGCAGCCAGCUUCCCAGCCUUUGGGUAUUUCUGCUGGUUGUACUUGCAUUACUCUGCAUAAUUGCCGGGGGUUCAUCCUGUUUCCUGCACGUAUUGCAACGGAGACGACGAAGAGACCUCCGCACGCGUAUCGUAAACGGUCAAGUGGAUCUUGAAGCACUCGGGAUCAAGAAACUUACCGUCCCUCAGGAGUACCUUGACAAGAUGCCCGUCUAUAACUACACUCGUGAAGCUACUGCUGCCGAGGAGAAAGAAGAAGAACUACUCGUCGGUCCCCAGCCUCUACCACAAGCACGGCUAUCCCUAAAGCCGUCGCAAGUACCAUCCGAGUCUGGGAACCCCCUCGUCCGCCGAUCGUCUGCACCCUCUCCUUCCACGCCUACUGAGCACGCUCACCCUGCAUUUUCGCAGCCAACGUGCCCGAUUUGCCUAGACGACUUCGAGCCCAACGUAACGCCUAUACGCGAGCUACCAUGUCGACACAUCUUCCACCCGGAUUGCGUCGACACCUUCCUCCUGAACAAUUCCUCCCUCUGUCCCAUGUGUAAAAAGUCAACUCUACCAGAUGGCUAUUGCCCUGAUACCAUCACCAACGCCAUGGUCCGACGCGAGCGUUACAUCAGGCGGUAUCGCCAACGAGCGCAAUCUGGCACUCCACCAGAAGUAAACGCUUUCAUCGGACGAAUAAGGCGCUUGACCGGUCGUGGAAACAGGUCGUCGCAAUUCCAGACCGUGGCAAUGUCCCCACCAGCUCCAGCGCCAGCAGUCGCUACGCAGAGCGGAAGCAGAGGACACGGUUUCAUGAGUGGCAAUAUCUUUCAUGCGAUAUCAGAACGGCGAAACUUUAGCGCGCCUGUGCGUCCGCCGCCGGAUAUUGAAAUGGGCAAUGCACCGGUGCAACCCUCCACGAUACUAGAGAAUCACGUCGCAGCAACCGUCUCCUCAAUCGCAGAACCGCCGACGCUCUCGCCUUCCACAUCCCCAACCUGCGACCUGAUCCCAGCGAACUCGCAGACCCGCCGCGAAUGGGCGCGGCAGCGGGCAUUAGAGCUACUACGGAGCAGACAUUCGCCCGAGGUUGCAGCGCUCGAGGAAGCGGAGGCGCGGAGGGAACGCGGGUGGCGGAAGGUAUUGGGGAAGAUAUUCCCAUCCGCAUAAACCUAAUAUUGGAACCGCAUCGUGGAUAAUGAUUUUAAUGAAGGGGGGAUCCGCACUUUUCAUAUUAUUAGGCGUUCUUGGCUGAUUGG